Molecule: messenger RNA, 2865 nt
Organism: Vespa mandarinia (Asian giant hornet)
Lineage: Eukaryota; Metazoa; Arthropoda; Insecta; Hymenoptera; Vespidae
Product: protein G12-like
Source: RefSeq, a predicted model, not a curated record
AGAGAAGAACUGGAAAGGUCGUCGUCGUCUUAGUCGUCGUAAUGUCGUCGUAGUAGUCGUAGCGUCGUCGUAGUCGUCGUCGUUUACUGCGAUGUUAGCGAUCUCGCGGAAUUCGGCGACUGAACGGAAGGAGAACCUGGAUGGAGAGGAUGGCGGCCAUUUGUCAUCGUCAGCGUCGCGACGUCGUGACACCCGACAGUGAACACUGCUAAACCAAUUAAAACUAUGUCGUCCUCGAAGAGAGACAGAGAGUAAGAGAAAGAGAGAUAGAGAUAAAGUGAGAAAGAGAGACAGACAGACAGACGGACAGAGAGAGAGAGAGAGAGGGAGAGGGAGAGAGAGAGAAUGUAGCGCGCAUGUCGAAGGGUGAGAACGAAAGAGAAAGAGGGUGCUGGUUUAACUUCAACGUUCAAAACCAAAGGCCAAAGUGUAAUAGGCACGAGGAAGAUGGAAAGAGAGGAUAAGGGUAAGCGUGAGAGGGAGAAGGAGAAAAGUCACAGGAACAGGAAGAGGAUAGGAAACGUAAACCAGUCCAGUCGGCAGAAACGACGGGUCCUAAAUUAUGCUUGGCUCGAUAAUUUAUGCUUUCUCCUUUAAACCUUCUCUACGAUCUCAGCGAAUCGAACGAUGCUCGGUAGCUUAAUGGAUUUCUGUACCUUCGAUGUAUUUCCUUUUUAAUAUCGAUACUUAUCGCUGAUGAAAUUUGCAGUAGCUCUGAUUGCAAUUUUGGCUAUGGCCAAUGCCUGGACAGUACCUAAUCUUGGCAAAGGUGAGCUUUACAAGGAUCUACAAGAGUUCGUAGAUUUGAUCCCCGACGAAAAAAUCCAGAAGCUUCUUUUGCAGUAUGCCGCUGAAGAUGCUGAAAUACAAAGAGGCUUGACAUAUGUGAAGUCCAAUGAGUUCAAAUCAUUGGUUAAACAAGUCGAUGCCAUGCCUGAUUAUAUCAACCUGUUGAACUAUAUAUAUGACGCUGGUGUCGACAUUUACUAUCUUGUAAACCUUCUCCACGAUUACAUGGAAAUUCCUAAAUUGAUACCACCACAAGGCUUUUCCGAGUACGGUAUCACUGGUGGAUACAAGGGUCUCAUCGAGGAUGUCAAGAAAUUCAUGCCUGAAGACAAAAUUAAGGCUCUUUACUAUCAAAAACUUCAAACCUCUCCAUUCUUCAAAGAACUCAUCGAUCAUUUCAAAUCAUCCGAAUUCAAAAAACUCGUUCACACCAUAUAUACUAAUCCCCAACUCCAAUACAUAGUUAAAAGGGCCAAGGAAUCUGGUUUUGAUCUCGAAAGCGUAAGAAAAUUCUUCCACGUCAUUCUUGGCAUCGACUUUAUGAAAUUCGCAAUAGCUCUUGUUGCAAUUUUGGCUACGGCCAAUGCCUGGACAGUACCUAAUCUUGGCAAAGGUGAGCUUUACAAGGAUCUACAAGAGUUUGUAGAUUUGAUUCCUGUCGAUAAAGUGACCGAGCUUGUUAAGCAAUAUAUCGCCGAAGAUGCUGAAGUAAAGAGAGGUGUGGCAUAUACGAAGACCGAAGAGUUCAAAACAUUGGUUCAAGAAAUCGAGGCCAUACCUGAAUAUAUUAAGCUAUUGAAUUGCAUAUAUGAAGCUGGUGUCGACUCUUAUUACCUUGUAAAUCGUCUCCACAAAUAUCUUGGACUUCCUGAAUUGACACCACCAAAAAGCUUUUCCGAGUAUGGAAUCACCGGUGGAUACAAAGGUCUCAUCGAAGACGUCAAGGCACUCAUUCCCAAAGAAAAAAUCAAGGCUCUUUACCAUCAAAAACUCCAAACCUCUCCGGCCUUCAAACAAUUCAUCGAACAUCUCUCUUCUCCCGAUUUCCAGAAAGUUGUUAAUAACGUCUAUACUAACCCCCGUUUCCAAUACAUUCUAAACAAGGCCAAGCAAGCUGGUCUUGAUCUCCAACGUAUAAAAGAAUUUCUUCAAACCGUUCUUGGCAUCACCGUUCCGAUGAAAUUGGCAGUAGUUUUGGUUGCCACUUUGGCUGUGGCCAAUGCCUGGGCAGUACCUAAUUAUGAAAAUAGCGAACUUAAAAAGGAUCUACAAGAGUUCGUAGAUUUGGUACCUGUUAAAGAAAUCAAGAAGGUUAUUUUGGAAUAUGCCGCCGAAGAUGCUGAAGUUAUGCAAGGUUUGGCGUAUGCGAAAUCCGAGGAGUUCAAAUCAAUGGUUAGAAAAGUCAAUGCCAUGCCUGAGUAUAUCGACCUGUUGAACUACAUAUAUAGAGCUGGUGUCGACAUUUAUUACUAUGUAAACCUUAUCCUCAAAUGCUUUGGAAUUUUUCCAUUGGAACCAUCAAAGAACUUUUCCGAAUACGGUAUCACCGGUGGAUACAAGGGUCUCCUCGAAGAUGUUAAGAAAUUAAUUCCCAUAGACAAAAUCAAGGCUCUUUACAAUCAAAAACUCCAAACGUCUCCGGCCUUCAAAGAAUUCAUGAAUCAUUUGAACUCUCCCGAAGUCAAGAAACUUUAUGAUGCUGUCUAUAAUGACCCCAGUCUGAAACAUAUGGUCAUCGUAGCCAAGCAAGCUGGUCUUGAUUGCGAACAAAUCGUAGAAUUGAUUAUGUUACUUUGUUCCAGCUGUAUUUGGUUCUAGAACUAUUAGAAACCUAUAUGGAAAUGAUCAAUUUAAUAUUAUAUUUUGCAUCGUUUAAUUUUCUCAUGUUAAAAACUAUUAGAGAAUCUUGACGAUCUAAGAUCUAUACGACUCGGCUGAUAUAUUUAAUGAUUCGAUUUUUUACUUAUUCUUCCCUAGGAAACCAAAACCAAUAAAGUUUUCAAUUUUUCAUCAGAUAACGUUAUUUUGUGAUCCUUUCCUUUCACAUUUUUAGGCUUUAUCGAUCGAAAAUUUCUU